This is a messenger RNA of Lathyrus sativus (Indian pea), 339 nucleotides long. Lineage: Eukaryota; Viridiplantae; Streptophyta; Magnoliopsida; Fabales; Fabaceae. The record is from the annotation of a GenBank genome assembly.
AUGAAUAGGGAUAUGGUGAAGGCAAAUUUGUUAUUAUACUUGAAGCUAAAGCUUAUUACUGCUAGACCAGAGGACGGAUGUGUGUAUAACAUUCCAACUGUUUCUAAAGUGGCUGCACUAAUUGUUGGUGAUAUUGUGUCAGGUUCUCAAAGAGACAUCAUUAUCCAGGCACGUGAUGGUAAUUUGCAAAGAAAAAUUGAAUUACAUCCACGUUACCUGGCAUACCAAUACCUUUUGAUAUAUUGCUAUGGUGAAUAUGGUUAUAGGGAUAACAUACUUCAUAAGUAUAAGAACGAACAUUUGGUCACAAGAAAAAAUCGACAGUCCAUCAAGGAUUAA